This is a messenger RNA of Drosophila subobscura, 2906 nucleotides long. RefSeq names its product glutamyl aminopeptidase. The transcript has 6 exons. Gene Ontology annotation, cellular component: cytoplasm. NCBI's taxonomy places the organism in Eukaryota, Metazoa, Arthropoda, Insecta, Diptera, Drosophilidae. Gene Ontology annotation, biological process: proteolysis; peptide catabolic process. Bases 29 to 2857 code for a protein of 942 amino acids. Gene Ontology annotation, molecular function: peptide binding; zinc ion binding; metalloaminopeptidase activity. The record is from RefSeq and is a predicted model, not a curated record.
GUCGCUGACGAUUGUUGGCAUUGCAAAGAUGUUCUGGACGCAUAAUUUGCUGCAAGUGGCGCUGGCCUGGGCGCUGGCGGCUUUUGCCACGGCCACUGUGGUGGUGGCCGUGCAAAACGCCAAGUUGGAGGCAAAUCUGAGGGAUGUGCAGGAAAAGAUUGACAUUUACAAGGAGGUAGAUGGGGGGCAGAUCAACCAAAGGCAGCGACGCGACGAUGAGCUUAAUUAUCGCCUGCCCACGGCACUGCGGCCCGUGCACUACGAACUCUACUGGCAUCCGGACCUCGACACGGGCACCUUUACGGGGCAGGAGAGAAUCACCAUUAGUGUGGUGGAGGCCACCAAUCAAAUAAUUUUGCACGCUUACCUGCUGGAUGUGACGAAUGUUUAUGUGCUGAACCAAGAGGUUGUGGGGUGGGAGCUGGAGUUGGAGCGACAGCUGCUGAUUAUCACGUUGAGCACGGAACUGACAGUCGGUUCCAGCAUCACUUUGGGUGUGCUCUUCAAUGGCAAGAUGACCGAUAAGCUGGUGGGUUUGUAUAGCAGCACCUACAAGUCGGAGGCCGGUGAUCAACACAACAUUUCCUCCACACAAUUCGAGCCCGUUUAUGCCCGUCAGGCCUUCCCCUGCUUCGAUGAGCCGGCAAUGAAGGCCACCUUUGCCAUCACUGUGGUGCAUCCCACGGGUUCAUAUCAUGCAGUUUCCAACAUGAAGCAAACGGACUCAACUUACUUGGGCGAGUACACGGAGGCGGUGUUCGAAACAACCGUGUCCAUGAGCACCUACCUCGUGUGCAUCAUUGUCUCCGAUUUUGCCUCCGAGUCCACGACGGUCCAGGCCAACGGCAUUGGCGAGGACUUUAGCAUGGAGGCUUUUGCCACGCCCCAUCAGCUGAGCAAGGUGGCAUUCGCCUUGGAGUUUGGCGCUGCCGUCACCGAGUACUACAUUCAGUACUACAAAGUGCCGUAUCCACUGACCAAGCUUGAUAUGGCUGCCAUCCCAGACUUCUCCUCGAAUGCCAUGGAGCACUGGGGUCUGGUCACGUACCGCGAGACUGCACUGCUUUACGACGAGAAUUACAGUUCGACGCUGAACAAGCAGUCGAUUGCUGCCGUCUUGGCCCACGAGAUUGCCCAUCAAUGGUUCGGUAAUCUGGUGACCAUGCAGUGGUGGAAUGACAUUUGGCUAAACGAAGGAUUCGCGCGCUACAUGCAGUACAAGGGAGUGAAUGCCGUGCAUCCAGAUUGGGGCAUGCUGGAACAAUUCCAAAUUAUUGCACUGCACCCGGUCAUGGUCUAUGAUGGCAAACUCUCCUCGCAUCCCAUUGUCCAACAGGUGGCGACACCUGCGGAGAUUUCUGCCAUUUUUGACACCAUCAGCUAUGAGAAGGGAGGAUCGGUGAUUCGCAUGCUGGAGACGCUCGUGGGCGCUGAUACCUUCGAGCAGGCCGUGACCAAUUACUUGGUCAAGUAUCAGUACCAAAACACCGUCACGGACGACUUCCUCAGCGAGGUGGCCGCCCUGGUCACUGCCUACGAUGUGAAGCUGCUGAUGCGUACGUGGACGGAGCAGAUGGGCUACCCGGUGCUCAAUGUGUCCCGUGCGGAAGCUGGCUUCCUCAUCACUCAACAGCGCUUCCUCUCGAACCUAGCCAGCUAUGAGGAGGCGCCGCAGGACAGCGAAUUCCAGUACAAAUGGAGCGUGCCCAUCACCUACACCCUGGACUCUUGGGCGGAGGGAGAGACCGGUAGCUUGGUCUUCCCCUAUGACGAAGAUGCAGCGGGCAUAGCUCUGGACACUGAGGUGCAGUGGAUUAAGCUGAAUGUCCAUCAAUUGGGCUACUAUCGGGUCAACUACGAGGAGAGUCUGUGGAAUGCACUCAUCCAGCAACUGAUCGCCGAUCCAUCCCGCUUGGAUGUCGCCGAUCGUGCGCAUCUCUUGAACGAUGCCUUUGCCCUGGCCGAUGCCAGUCAACUGUCCUACAAGGUGCCGCUGGAGAUGACCGCUUAUCUGGGGCAGGAGCGCGCCUUUGUGCCCUGGUAUGUGGCAGCGGAGAAGCUCAAGGCGCUGCAGCGCAGUCUGAUGUUCAACGAGGGCUACGUGUCCUACUUGACCUACGCGAGGACUCUAGUUGGGAGCGUCUACCAGGAAGUGGGCUGGACUGUGGAUGCCAACAAUCAUCUGAAUAAUCGCCUUCGCGUCUCCCUGCUCUCUGCAGCCUGCUCCCUCGGCCUGCCCGACUGCCUGAGCCAGGCUGCUCAGCGCUUCAACGCCUGGCUGCAGAACCCCACAGCUGCCAACCGGCCAGCGCCCGAUCUGCGCGAGAUUGUCUACUACUACGGCAUGCAGCAGUCCACCAGCGAGGCCAACUGGCAGAAGCUCUUCGAGCUCUUCCUGGCGGAGACGGAUGCCAGCGAGAAGCUGAAGCUGAUGUACGGUUUGGCGGGUGUGCAGGAUGCCCAGCUGCUGUUCAGCUUCCUGGAACUGGCCGGAGACGAGAGCAUUGUGCGCUCCCAGGACUACUUCACGCUCGUGCAGAACAUUGCCGGCAAUCCCGUGGGCGAGCCCGUCGUCUGGGAUUACUACCGGGAGCAGUGGCCACAGCUGAGCGCUCGCUUUGGGCUGACUAAUCGCAACUUUGGGCGGCUCAUAGCGCAGAUCACAAAGAACUUUGCCAGCCAGGUGAAGCUGGAGGAGGUGCAGCAAUUCUAUGCCAAAUAUCCCGAGUCUGGGGCUGGGGCCAACUCCCGGCUGGAGGCGGUGGAGACCAUCAAGUACAACAUCGAAUGGCUGAAGCGGAACACCAAUGACAUCAGCGACUGGCUGGACGGCACCUCCGUUCCCUUGACCAACUAAAAACCCAUUGUAAACGCGGUCUUUAGAGUACAAUAAACAAUCAUACGUA